Molecule: messenger RNA, 7005 nt
Organism: Amoebophrya sp. A25
Lineage: Eukaryota; Dinophyceae; Syndiniales; Amoebophryaceae
Source: the annotation of a GenBank genome assembly
AUCCACUGAGGAGCAGGCAGAGGCUAGCACUAGUGGAGGUCGUACUGCAGCGGGCCAAACACCAGACAAUCCGGAAAAGACAGGUUUCAAUGAAGAAGCCAGAACAACAAACUACCUGAACAACCAAGUCGGUCUAGGUGUAGCGUCAUCCUUCGACGCCGUCUCUGCUCCUGGCUGUCACGCGAAGCGCACGUGCGACGAUAGAACGACUGAAACUGGUUGUACAGCGGACAGCUUCUGCAAUUGGGAAGCAAAUGAGUAUGCGCCGAUGGUUUGCGCAGGCAAGACACCGGAGACCCAAGCCAUAUGCAGUGGACUGCAUUUUUCAGAGACAUUAAGGCACGCUACUGUAGACUAUAGUUCAGCUCUACAGAUUUGCAUCCUCUUCCUCAGCAGCAUCCUUCUUGGCCUCUUAUAUUUUUCUAAGGGAGUGAAUGUGAAUGUAUGAGGGCCCCCGAAGGAAGUUGCUGGCUGCUACCAGGGAAGAUGCGAAUGCGAUAGCUCUAAAGACAGACUGUGAGGGUGAUCAUUUUUGCCAAUGGAUUGUGAAACCCAGCGUAGCGAAACAUUGCAUCAAUAAAACGAGGUGCGUCGACUACGACACGAAAGCGGCGUGUUUGUAUCAUUUGAAUGAGCCGAAUCUUGAGGGAAGCGCAGACAACUCGGCACAGCGUUCUUGUGCUUGGACGGAGAAGCUAGAGCGCAGCAAGAUUUGUCGUAGCAAAUCUGUGUUGUAUCCGAACCCGGCGUGUGCUCAACAAACGUCUGAGAAAUCGUGUUUGCAGGGGGAUGACUGUGAAUGGCUUUCGAAUCCGAAGCCUGAAUUCGAGUGCCAGCCACGUGCUUUCGCCUGUCACGAUCACAAAUCACAAACGGAGUGUAUGACAAUAGGCGACACUGCGCCGUUGAGGUCUUCUAAGACUUCACGGGAAGAUGCCGAUGGCGACCAUAAUAAGAUAGAAGAUGGCGAUCACACGAAAAACGAUUCCGGAGGACAAAAUGCAGGUGGGGACACUGUUUCGACGUCAGAAGACAACAAUCGAAACCCGGGAUCCUGUAUCUGGACCCGACCUCCAGUUCCAAGUGCCUGCGUCGACCGAGAACAUCCUGAAAAUGCCAGUAGUGUUUGUCGUCAGUACACUUCUGCCGCGUCAUGUCGUAAGCAAAAUUUGAAAGAAAAUCAAGUUGUAGAUCAGAUGAAGGGCAACGCGUCUUGUGUAUGGUCCCAGCUGCCGUCACUGCAACGGCAAAAUGCUUGCUACACGAAAAAAGAGGUGGGCGACUAUGAGAAGUGCCAGAGUCACUACCUUCAACAUCUUAGGAAAGAAAAUCAAGAUCUAAAAGAUGAACCUAAACUACAAGUAGAUGAAGCAAAAAUUGUUCCCGACGAAGCAGCAGAACACUUGGUGAAUCCUUCAGCAUGCACACAGGAAAAAUUAAGGCUAGUUUUAUUUCACUAUCCCAUCAUGUGGACCGACUCAGCAUGCUGAGUGGCGCCAAAUCCUUGUGAUUUCGAGGAGGACGAGGGGGACGCAGCCGCAGGGCAUCGCACUCAACUCGGGAUAGUGAAAAACUAGCGCGGCUAAGAAGAGGCGUCUGUCACUUCGUGCCCAAUCCGGCGACGCAUGUGUGUAUCGGAGACAGUGUCAAGGACGACGUGCAUUGUAUGCAGUUUGACGCACAGAAGGAGAGCUGUCGGGCGGACGGCCUCUGCAUUUGGUGGAAAGUCACAACAGACGAGAAAGGAAGUGAAAUCAUGAAAGCGCGAACGAAGUUAUGUUGACUAGCUUUUAGCCACCCUCCUCAGGAGUCAGGAGCAUCAUCUUGGUACUGAGUUAUCCUUAUCCCCUAGAGUAUUAAAACUACAAGGGAACAAAAGGACUAAGGUGGGAGGAUCAAGAUGGCUUGUUCCAGCGGACUCUAAUGCAAGCCAAAAUCCAGCUGCAAAACACGAACCGCAUGCGGCGUGAGACUGAAAAACUCUUCCUCGGGGUAAAGGAUGCAAGGGCUCGAGGAAUGGAAUUCGUUGCCAGCGGCGUGGAAAACUCCACGGAUGCUCUAGGUGCUGGUGGGGUUAAUAAACAAGGCUUAACGGAUGGGGCGCAGAAACUAGUACCUAAAAAUGAUGACGCGGCUACAACUGCUCUUCAGGGUUUCAAGAACAUGCUUAGCGGAGGUGGAAUCAGUAGUAGUGCAUUGGAGUUGCAUCCGACGAUAAAAACAUCAGCAGGAGGCUCAUCUUCAUCUUACAACAACGAUAAUAUCAUGACAAAUACAACUAGAGGUGCUACAACCCGAAAUGUUCACCACUCUUCUAGUAGAGGUGCUACAACUACUAUGUUUGCGGACACUUCAACCUCUGAAGGAGCCGAUGUGGGGGAAAAUGGAGCGAAUCUGAACGAAGAUGGUGCAGAACAAGGAGCUUCGUCAGCUUCUUCGUCAGCUGAUGUGCAAGACACUGUCACUGGAGAGGCAGUCGUCGAAGAUGCAUCAAUUAUAUUACAUCCAGCAGAAGUAGAAGCACCCCUACCUCAUCAGGAGCAUUCGCCAACGGCUGUGCGACCAGGUGGACGAUGCCUCCUGGUGAAUCCGGAGCUGAUGAGAGAAGCUGACAAGGAUGGAGCGGGACUCGAUGCUCCUUGUAACACCAGACGUGUACGCAGGAGUCAGCAACAAGAUACGGCUGAACAAGCAAAAGAGGUUGUAGAUCAAGCACCAGAUGGUGCAGCUUAUGGCAACCUUAAAACGUUAUUUUAGCAAAACGUUAAAAGUUGAUUUUUUAAAAUAGCCGACUAGAUUCCUAAGAAAUCAAUUUUUAACGUUUUGCUAAAAUAACGUUUUAAGACUGUCAUACAGCUGAAGGAAGCGAGGUACCAAGAAGCACUGAAGGAGCCACUGAAGAAAUAGAUCCUCCCCUGACUCGUGAAGGUUGCGAAGAUGGUUCGGAUGGUCUAGUUUCUUCGUCACAUGGAGGUCAUUUUUCUACACCUCCAGGAGGGGCUGUCGUGCCGGGAUCUUCCAAUUGCCGGUGGUUUCGUGCUAUCCCAACGGACAAGGGUAAUGGAGUGGAGUUAUUGAAGGCCUGGGUUUCAGAGGAGGUCGUGCGAUUUCGCACGUCACAGAAGGCACGUAUCAAAUCGAUUUUCGAGACUAACGCUUUGUCAGGAGAAUUGUAUCCAGCGUCCGACGGCACCGAAAGGCAUUUGAAGGCUACGGCGCGCGAAUGGUUAGCAGAGGCAGCUUCGGUUACGGAUGAUAUGGUCACGCAAGUAGCGAACAAGUUGCGAAAACGCAUCGACUACUUUGUAGACGCAAAGAACGAAGUCGAAGGUGCUGCUGGCACAGUCUUCACACGACAGCAAUUAUUCCGCGAGGUUCAAGACGACGUAGCGCGGGAAUUGUUUCAUGCUGAAAGAAUGGCUCAGCAACGUGUUACCGAGGUUCAAAGAUUAAGGCAUUAUAAACGUUUUUCCCAUAAUCCAUUUGUUCGAGAUGAAGCAUCCUAACUUAGCAGCAGGGGUCUUUCUUUUACAACAAGGAAAAGACCACCAAUAAACCCAGCUCUGCUGCGAUACCUAUUCUACUCAGGAUCAUGGAUUUCGGUAGAAGUAAGGUGUUUUCGGUGAGGUCUUCUAAACACUGCGAUGGAGGAGUAUGCUCACUUGUCGUUUACCCGAUUGCCUAUGGAGUCCGGGACUUCUUCGCAGCGCUUGGCGAGGCGUCAACGACGAAACGUGGUUGCGAAUAGUAGGUGGCUUGAUCCUUUCGUGUUCUUCACUAAGCAGCAGCAGGGUAGCAGCAUCGGUAACAACAAGGAUAUUCGUGUUCAUCCUUCUGAAGAUUCACGUACAGGUGUAUCUACUUCGAUGAAGACGGCAUCAUUUGUGGAAGAUAGAGGAAGAGGACGCUCAGCGAGUUUUGCGAGGAGCCAAGAAGCGCAACGUCGUCACCAGCAUGUCAAGAGUUUGAUGAGGAAGCUAGGAACCUCUGAUCUGGUUCUGUAUCAGCAGAAAACUGGAAGCUUAUCAGGGGACACCAGUAAAAAUGCUGGGUCAUCAAGAAACAACCACUCUGGUGGUACGAAGAAGAUAACAACAACAACACUUUCGCCUGCUGGUGAGUGGGUGAAGAAGAUGCUAUUCUCUUCCGAAGAUGGCCAGGAGGAAGAUGCCCAGCACGACUCGCAGGGGGGUGAUCAUAUUCUUAGCGCCACUACCUCCAGCUCCAGUACUUCUUUUGGCAAGAAAGACACGAAGAAUUACAUGGAUGCGGCUAGCUCUUUUGCGGAGGAAGGAAAAGAUCAAGAUGAAGGUCAUUCUGAAGAACAUUCCGAAGAACGAGAACAGGAAGAAAACCAAGUAGAAAAGCCUCCAGAGGUUGAGGUGGAACCGUCUGACUUUUUCUUCACGAACCACGUACACAAGCCUAAGGAUAUCGAUGGUUCUCGAGAAAGUAGGUGGAAUCUAGCUUUUCCGCACAUCAUGAAGCUGAUUGGAAAACGCAAUCUGGGAAUCGAAAACACUACCGUGACCUUGGAUGAUGAAACCGCAGACGCGACUUCGAUGAUGAUUCGCAGCAUCGAAUCCAAGGUGGCUGAAGUGAAUGAGUCCAUCAACGGACCUAAGAUCGCGACGCCAGAUCUUGCCGUCCUCCAUCCAGCACUCAAGUCUUUGAUCCCGAAUCUGCCAGUUCCAGGAUCGGAAUCGGAUAUGCGAUUGAGAGACUACGUAGGAGCGAUUUUGAAGACGGUGACGUCGGAGGAAACUGUACUUAUGCUAUAUUAAUUAUGACGUUGUGAGGACUUAUUUGAUAUUGAUGUUGAUGCUUGCUCUUUAUAAAAAGUUGAUGAUGUUGUCUAAGAAACAGAUCUUGACGAACAUGAUGAUUAUGCCACUUUUCGACGUCUACGGAAUUCUCGAAUGCUUUCCUGUAUGUCAGUAUUUACUUGUAUUUUGAAUCUUCUCUACUAUCAUAUAAGUUCCACAACUUCCUCAAUCUUCCCUCGUCAUUCAGUGGUCACCGAUGAAGGAGUUCGUUUCGAAUGCGUUUGGGGUUGCUAAGGAUGCUGGUGGUGUAGUGGCUGAUGUCGGUAGCGACGUAGGUGAAGUGGCGGCUGACGUACGCAAAGUGGCGGGUGACGUAGGAAAUAAAGUUGCGGGUGAUGUCGGCAAAGUUGCGGGUGAUGUCGGCAUUGCAGCUGCUGGGGCUGCGGUUGACACCGCAAGGGUGACUGCGAAUGUCGCUAGUCCGAUGACCAUGCUGGCUGCGGAUUUCUUGACACUUUAUAAGGAUUUUCAUAGAACUGCGGGAAAUGCAUUGAAGGAAAACUUGUCUGAGAUGCCAACUUUUUGGGAAAUUCAAAACCGGGAGCCUCGGAAAAUGCGAUCUGAUAGCAGGAUUUUGUUAAGGCCUGAACCCGAUGAUAGAGCAUAGACCUUUUCAUUUCAUUUGCAACCGUCGAUUGGAAAGAACGUCGGAGUUUGGUCUCCUAGUGUUUUAGCGUAUACAUAGUCCGAGUAUAGCGCUCUGCAUCGCCCGAAAGGGGUCAAAUGUUUCUACCCCUCCCUCCGUAAUAAAUAUUUCCGGACUCUUUCCUAGGUAGAUACCUUCUCACUCAGGCUUCUCCGGAGCGACUCCGUAGCUCAGUUGUUAAAGCCCCCAACCUCUUGCGCUCGCCUUCGGUCCCGACACAAUCGGGGAGCCGCGAGUUCGAAUCCCGCUGGGGUCGCACUAUUUGUGUGUGCCCUUUGCGAAGCAAUAGCCCAAUAUUGACCGAGAGACUACUACUCUGAAGACAUUACCGCAACCUCCUAAGUCCAAUUGCUCAGAGAGCCACGCCACUGGGUUUUGGCUCAGAGAGCCACGCCACUGGGUUUUGGCUCAGAGAGCCGCGCCACUGGCUUCGCCACUUCAUCCCACCUCUCUCUAAGCUCAGAGAGCCGCGCCACUGGCUUCGCCACUUCAUCCCACCUCUCUCUAAGCUCAGAGAGCCGCGCCACUGGCUUCGCCACUUCAUCCCACCUCUCUAAUUUCCAGCGAAAUGCAGCGUUUGGCUUACUCCAGGAUGCGUAACAUGUCGUUAGACAACGCCGUGUCCGGUACCAGUUAUGACGACGCCGAGAGGCCUGUGGGUCCGGCGAUGAGUGCUUUGCACCAAGCUUUCUUCCUAAAGUUCGGCCAAACGACUCCCGGAUACGAAGGUCACACACUGUCGGAGAUGAAAACGGAUAAGAAGUUGCGAAAAGUGUGCAUUAAUCACGGUUUGUCCGGUGUCAAGACGAAAUGCGCCUUGCCAGUCCAUGGCGAAGGCCAGAAAAUUGCUCGUCUGCCAAUCCCUGCUAGUGUCUUACCGGAAAGCUGGUCACCUCUGGAACAGAGGGAACACGCGGUGAAGUGCGCACGAAGUCACGGCUGCGCACCUGGAUGCAUGGGAUGCCAAGAUCGGGUUUUUGAUGCCGGAACUGCGAAGUAUUUGGGGGAAGUGAACCCUUACCGUCCGGCGGACGCGUUUCAACAUAGAGAUAACCCAGGGAGUAACUCUUUUUACGGCUUCCUCGAUCAGCAUAGAGAUGGGUGGUCUACUAAUUAUUUCGUAAUAUUUAGCGCUGUAGAAGUGGAAGUAAAAACUACAUCUUCAAUUUCGGGACAUGGACAACGGGAAUAAAAGCUCUAAGUUGUCGUGUCCAGCUCCAUCGAUCGCGAGAAGGCGUACGAGGAAUUUCUGGCAGUCGAAGGAGAGAGAAUAAGACAGGGGAUGGAGGCGUCGCUCGUUCCAAGAAUUAAUAUGGACGAUACGACCGCAGACUUUGCACCAGAUACAGUUCUUGCUGUUGCCUAGGCCGCGUAAUGAGCAGAGGGUACAACAGGUUGUCGCGAAGAGGAGGGACGCGACACCUAGCUGUCGCUCGCUGCAAGACGGCGUCGUAAGACGGAAGUCAAGAAUGUGAACAUGCAGACAAGAACAUGAAAAGCAAACGCAUAAUUCGAUGGAAAGUCAUCAAAGUC